AUGCACUACCACGUCUGCUCCAUGCACCACGACCAAGGCUCCGAGCACUACGACCAAGACUCCGUGGACCACGACCAAGGCACCGAGCACCACCACGGCUUCUCCUUGCACCACGACCAAGACUCCGAGCACGACGACCAAGGCUCCGAGCACCACUACGGCUUCUCCUUGCACCACGACCAAGGCACCGAGCACCACCACGGCUUCUCCUUGCACCACGACCAAGACUCCGUGGACCACGACCAAGGCACCGAGCACCACGACCAAGACACCGUGGACCACGACCAAGGCACCGAGCACCACCACGGCUUCUCCUUGCACCACGACCAAGACUCCGUGGACCACGACCAAGGCACCGAGCACCACCACGGCUUCUCCUUGCACCACGACCAAGACUCCCGACUGUACCCCGUCCUCCUGGCGCUUCGCGAAGCCAUCGAUUCGGCCCUUGCCCGCAGCGACCUCGAAGAAAUCGUUCCCAAUCCUCCACGCUUCCUCCGUGACAACUAG
Molecule: messenger RNA, 510 nt
Organism: Aphanomyces invadans
Lineage: Eukaryota; Oomycota; Saprolegniomycetes; Saprolegniales; Verrucalvaceae
Exons: 2
Coding region: 1-510 (169 amino acids)
Source: RefSeq, a predicted model, not a curated record